AUGAUUGCAACAAUAUCUGAGUCCUCGGACGAUUUCGGGAUUUUUGAUCAACCCACAAGCCCCGAGGAAGAUCCUGACAAAAUGGGGAUACAAAGAAAACCUCAAAAAAGCUUGCUGGAGCUGAUGGAAGGUCAGUCGGGAAAGAAUGUGCCUGCAAAAACAAUACCAUCCCAGGCUUCAUCUCUUCCAGCUAGAUCUCCUCCUCCUGCUCCUCGCCAACCUCCUCGGUCAUCACCACAACCAGCGCUUCCUAACGCUGCCGAGCAGAAAAGGCGCAGGGAACAGAAGGGUAAGGAUGUGGUAGACACGAGCAAGUCUCGUCCAAAUCGAAAGGAGGAGGCCCAACGAGCUGCAAAGCAGCAAAAGACCAAGCACCAAGCCGCGCGGGACCAAGACAAAUCUGAUUCCCAAUAUCCUGAACCACGAGCAUGGUUACCCGCACCUAUGCACGAUGGGGAGCCCCUGCGAGAUGAUGCAUCUAUAAGGGACUUUAAUGGCGGCAUAGGGUGUCACAUCAUCCAAAAUACUUUCAAGUUAGAUGAGAUGCUCAACGCCUGUUCCGAUCAGCUAGAUGACGAAAGAAAAAGACGGGCAACGGCUAUACAGACCUUGUCCAAAUUUGAACAGGACUUGGCCGAUGCGAAGAAAAACCUACAGGUCGAAGUGCAAGCUCGCAAGAGCGCUGAGUCGGCAUUAGAAGGCUACCAGAAGCAGGCCGAAGACCAAGGGAGACUUCUGCGUAAGGCGAAUGCCGAGCUAAAGAAGACUCAGGAGCAAACUCUAGUUCUCAGGAAGCACUUAGAGGAAACUCAAAAGCUACGGGAGCGAGCUGAAAAGUCCAAGGAGCAAGCUGAGAAAGCAAAAAUCAAGGCCGAACAGACAAUGAACGAAGCUGAGCAGAGAGGCUACGAAAUUGGUAUAGCUGAAACUGAGAAGGCAUUGAGAGCCGAGGUUCCGGAGGUAUGCCGUAUCUACUACGCAAGAACUUGGAGCGAGGCUCUUAACCGUGUUGGGGUUAAGGCCUCAUCUGAGUUACGUAAGCUAGAGAACAUAUUCUAUCCCGAGGCGAUCCGCCCCUCAGUUCUUCUACCCCAUCAGACUGAUGCUCCUUCUUCAGUUAUUAACCUCAACGAAGAGGUUUUGCCUCGCAAUUCUCCUCCCCGUGGCCAACCGGAAUCGGCAAAAGAGGGACUUGCCCCUCCAGGAGCUUCCCAGACAAGACCACCUCUGCUUCGGAGGCAGAGACGGCCUCCCAAGGUUUUCAACGGGAUUUGGACUCCACAGUUCUACCAACUGGGGACGUUACCCAAGCCAAAGAGGGAAUCACAACUUCGGAGGCAGACCUACCCGCCAUCCAGAACCCACAGAUCCAGUUGA
Molecule: messenger RNA, 1377 nt
Organism: Quercus lobata
Lineage: Eukaryota; Viridiplantae; Streptophyta; Magnoliopsida; Fagales; Fagaceae
Product: inner centromere protein-like
Exons: 2
Coding region: 1-1377 (458 amino acids)
Source: RefSeq, a predicted model, not a curated record